AUAGGAACGAGCAGCUGGCCCCGCCCCCGCCGGCCCCGCUUCGCCGCGGCCCCUCCUGGGUCCCUCCGGGUCUCGCAGCGCGGAGGACCCCGCUGCGAGCCGCUCCCCGCCCAGAGCCAAAAUCCUCGCUGCCUUCCCAGCGGUCUGGAGAUGUGCAGAGACCUACGAUCUGCUUUUAUAAAAAUGCAUCUAUUCAAGUAUGAACACCAGAGAAGUGCUGCGGUGGACGUGGGCUUCAUGUCAUGUUGGCUUCCUGUUUAAAAAAUGGUAGGCUGACAGUUUUAAAGGGACAGCAACAAAGUGAUGACCAGGUGCCAAGUGCCAGCUGUCCUUAUUCACCAGAUUGAGCAAGAAUUGGAUAAAGAAGAAGAAGAUGUGAUGGUUUUCCUGUGUCGAGAUCUUGCUCCUGACUUGGUGACUGCCAACCUUAGAGAGCUCUUGAUGGCUUUGAAUGAGAGGGAGAAACUGUCUUUUUUUGGCCUGUCUGAAUUGUUGUACCGAGUUAAGAGGUUUGACUUGUUGAGGAGGAUCUUGAAGACUGAGAAAGCGACAGUGGAAGCUAACCUUGCCAGAAGUCUCAGAAUUGUCCCAGAUUAUAGGGUACUAAUGGUAGAGAUUAAUGAGAAUCUGGAAAAAGAAGAAGUGAGUUCCCUUGGCUUUCUACUCAGAGAUUACGCACCUCGUAUGAAAAUGGCAAAAGAUAAGAGUUUUCUCUCUCUUGUAAUUGACCUGGAGAAACUAAAUUUGGUGGCUCCUGAUCAACUGGAUUUGAUAGAAAGUUGUUUUCAAAAUAUUCACAGGAUAGACCUGAUCAGGAAGAUUGAGAAGUACAAACAUGAAGCUUUAAUGUCCUCCAUUCGUUCUCAGCCAGCAUAUGUAAAUGCACUUCAGGCAUCUCUCCCUAAUCUCAGUUUGAUUGAUCCUCCUUAUAAUUCUGGGAUUCAGGAUGUGAACAAAGGAAAACCACAAAGUGGACAAAGUCUUAUUGUGGCAGAACCAGUCCACAUGUCCAUUCAGGAAUCAGGAGUGAUGUCACACAAGGUGAAUGGUAAUCAGUACAGAAUGCAAAGUCAGCCUUUAGGGGUAUGCCUGAUAAUAGACUGUAUUGGCAAUGACACAGAUAUGUUGGAAGAGACCUUCAGAGGCUUAGGCUAUGAUGUUCAUUCUUACAGAUACAUAAAUAUGAACACUCUAAAUCAAACAUUACUUCAAGUUGCAAGGCUGCAGAAGCACAGAAAUUGUGACAGCUUCAUUUGUAUAUUAGUCAGCCGUGGAAGUCCUCAGAGCAUCUCCUGUACAGACCAUGCCUUUUCUGGAUUCCCUUUGGAACAAAUAAAGAAAUACUUUACAGCAGACUCAUGUCCUGCACUCCUAGGAAAACCAAAGCUUUUUUUUAUUCAGACUUACAUUGUGCCAGAAAAUGAGCAAGAAUGUACUAGUCUGUUGGAAGUAGAUGGGAAUAGUGAGAAAAUAAUUUCUAACACACAAUUCCUUCGGAAAGUUACUAUUCCCCAAGCAGCAGAUAUCUUUUGGAGUCACUGCAAGGUGGAUAUAUCUAUACUAGAAAAAUCUCCAAGUGCAUCCUCCUAUUAUCUGCGUUGUCUGUCUGAGCUACUCCGCAAUCCUCAUAAAAGGAAACUCUCUAUAUUAGAUAUCCAUACGGAACUGAACAGGAAGGUCGAUGAUUGGAACAAGACUGUUGGCCCAAGCCAACAAUACUCACUUCUGCUCCAGCACACACUGAGGAAGACACUUGUCCUUUCUCCCACUUAACUGCUCUUAGAAAGGACAUGUCUGAAGCGGCUAAGGAGAAACGCUUACUAUGGUUAUCCACAGUGUGGAUCCACACACUUUCACUUUAUGCAUUUUUAUUGCAAGUAUAUCUAAAGCGCCUACUGCUUCCAAACUCAGGGAUUUAGAAGCAUUUCAGUGUAUUAAGGCGCUGGAUUUCAUAUUUUAAUACAGAAGCGUCUGAAAGCUUGGAUGAGAAUGGCAGCUAUCAUAUAGCGCUGCAACAGAUCUUGCAACAACAUACAACAGGUAAACAGAGUGGAAAGGGCUUUAAGCUGUUGGGUUUUCAAGGGUUUUGUGUUCUUGCUGUGUCACUGUUUGGUUUUUAGUAUACCUAUUAGUAGUGCACCGAUCUAGGUUCUUUUGUUGAUGCUGAAAACAAACAACAAACUAGUGCAAACCACUGAAAUAGCGUGCCUCCACACACUAGCAAAACAGAAGAGAGAGAUGAUCUUACUUGGAUUUAUUUGGAUUCUGUCUGCCUGUCUGCCUAGAGGUUGUGAUUCACCUAGAACCCCAUGUUGUCAGUACUGGUCACAGCACACAAGCGUUAUUAUAUGUUAACAAAUGAGACAGUCUGCCAUGUUUUAGGGUAAUUGUGUUUUUCACUGAUCCAAAACCAAGUCUGGAUGUGACAGGGCUUUGCAGUGAUCUACCACACAGUUAAAAAAAUGUGCGAUUUUGGGAGAUAUUUUGUGGGAGCUGAAAUACACUUCACACUUCUUGCUCCAGACAUAGCUGCAAAAGUGCACUUUAUCAUUGUUGAAUCUAAAUGUUGUGUAGCAGCCACUGGCUCUUAAGGAUGGAUUAAAUUAAACACCUCAGCCUCACUGAUUUUGCUUAUGAAGAAGGACAUGCCUAUUAUUUUUUUUUCCAAGUUUCCCUUCUGAAGAAGACAUGAGUGAAAAUUGUCCUAAAUACAGAUAUCUUUCUCCAUUGGAGCAGAUGUCUAAUAUGAAGAGUUCAAUUAACCUCGUUAUAUAAUAGUGUAGACUGGAUGAGUUGUUUUGAGAUUUAUUGUUGCUGAUUUUACGGCAUUCCCUUCCCUUCUAAAGUAGGUCACUUGCAGACUUUUAAUGCUUCUAAUACAGUCUUCUGUACAGGAAAAAAAGUCAAGGCCUUGGCUUGCCCUGCAUGGUUUCUGGUGUAGUUACACUGUACUUCCUUCUGACACCUGUUUAAUGCGAGCACAAAGGAAAGGGAGUUUUGCUGAUAAUAAGGGAUGCAAGUUCCUUGAGCAAAUACACUGCAAAAAGAUUUUUUGCUAGUGUACUGUGUUUGGUUUGAGCAAAAAGCAUACUUAUUUAUGUAACUUCAACAAUGCUUUUCAUCGUAGACCCAAGCCUAACAGGCAGCUAGCCCAUUGACACUAUACAUUGUAUACUUAUACAUUGUAUACUAUCAGUAUACAUUAGUAUAUUGAUAAUAAUUAGGAAUAAUUAGUAAGCUUACUCUGGUAGCAGUGAUUUUUUUAUUCCUUGAUAUUAUGUUGUAGUACUUAGGUGUUGGCUUGACAUAUUUUUUUAACUUUUUUUUUUAAACCAGGCUUACUAAGUUUCAUUCAGAAAAAAAAGCAAAUGAGUUUUCAAGUAGCUUCUAUAAUUGAAAAUAAAAGUAAUUUUUAUUUUACAAAGAAUAGAUAUUAAAGUUUAAAAAGUGCUCAAAAUCCUUAAUUGUUAAUGUGAUGUAGACCCAGGCUCUCCCUGGCUUAAUAGGUUUGUAAACUGCUGGUCAAUGAGGAUUGUUAAGAGUAUUCAAAGAGCAGAAAACCAUUGAAGAGGUUUGAUUUUAUAGCCUUUAACUGGUCUAAUACAAUGUCAAUAUGAAAAUAUAUAUUUAUUUAUAUUAAUGUGCCAUUUUGUAUAAUAUAUAAGGUAUAUUUUGUAUCAUUGAUUAAAUCUUCACUCAUUAUCUUUUUAUAAUCUUGUGUUUAUUUGCACGUUAACUGUAGAAAGCUGCAUACACAGUUCUGAUGAAAAAAUUUUUGCACAAUUCAGAAAAAUAAUUCACCUGCAUUGCAAGCCUGUGCAUUCCAUACCUUUCUCUUUCCACUUCAGAAGCUAUAUAUGUCCUCUUUAAUAAAUGUAUAUGGAAUCUUUCUGAUAGCCUUGAACUGCAGUUUUAUGUAGGUACAGGUGGAAGAGGAAAAACAGAAAACAAUUCUUUGCAAAAUUCAGAUGUUUUCUAAGAGCUUGUUCUCUGUGGGUGUUAAAGUAAAAAUACUAAAUCCGAUUUCAUGAUGCUAUAGAAUCAUAGUAUAGUUUGGGUUGGAAAGGAUCUUAAAGAUCAUCCAGUUCCACCCCCCCUGCCAUGGGCAGGGACACCUCCCACCAGACCAGGCUGCCCAAGGCCCCAUCCAACCUGGCCUUGAACACCUCCAGGGAUGGGGCAGCCACAGCUUCCCUGGGCAACCUGGGCCAGUGCCUCACCACUCUUGUGGUGAAGAAAUUCCUCCUUAUGUCUCGUCUAAAUCUGCCCCUCUCCAAUUUCAAGUCAUUGCCCCUCCUCCUGUCACCACAAGCCUUUGUAAACAGUCCCUCUCCAGCUUUCUUGUAGCUCCUUCAGAUACUGGAAGGUCACUUUAAGAUCUCCUCAGAGCCUUCUCUUCUCCAGGCUGAACAAACCCAACUCUCUCAGCCUGUCCUCAUGGGGAAGGUGUUCCAGCCCUCUGGUCAUCUUUGUAGCCCUCCUCUGGACCUGUUCCAACAGCUAUAGGUGUAGAAAUCAGUGCAUCAUAGUGGAGGAGGGAGAGGGGAUGUGUCCUCCUUUCCGUUGGUUGUCUUCUAAGGCCUAUCAAACUGGUCCUUUUCUUGAACUAGAGCCUUAGCAUUUUUGGCUUUAAAAAUACUUUAUGUCUUAAAAUUACAUUCACAUGUAGUCCACGCGCUCAAGCAGAGAACUUAGUAUGUUGAAUCAACAGGAGGAUCUGUAUUAUAUGUGAUAGGUAAUAAAAAUAGCAUUAAUUUCUAACCCUAAAUAUUUAAUAACUGACUAUCUUACAGUGAAAUAAAGCACAUAUAAUUUUGAAACUCUGCUUUGUUUGUGUUUCAUGAGGUAAGAGAAGGAUUAUAAAAUGACAGAUUUGGAAUCUUAAAAGUCACUUCCUUUAGUGGCUGGUAAAUGAAACAAAUGGUGUGAAACAAAAAUAUGUUUUCUGUGGUUGUAGAAAUAAAAUGUGAUUUCUGGUUAUCAUAUAUAGCUUUGUGAUGUUAAUAAAUGUGAUUUCUUUCAUUUAACUUUUUUCCCA
Molecule: messenger RNA, 5038 nt
Organism: Cuculus canorus (common cuckoo)
Lineage: Eukaryota; Metazoa; Chordata; Aves; Cuculiformes; Cuculidae
Gene: CFLAR
Product: CASP8 and FADD like apoptosis regulator
Exons: 10
Coding region: 304-1773 (489 amino acids)
Biological process (GO): proteolysis; negative regulation of extrinsic apoptotic signaling pathway via death domain receptors
Molecular function (GO): protein binding; cysteine-type endopeptidase activity
Source: RefSeq, a predicted model, not a curated record